This is a messenger RNA of Paralichthys olivaceus (Japanese flounder), 693 nucleotides long. It is a transcript of the gene prl2, whose product is annotated as prolactin 2. The record is from RefSeq and is a predicted model, not a curated record. Gene Ontology annotation, cellular component: extracellular region. Gene Ontology annotation, molecular function: hormone activity. NCBI's taxonomy places the organism in Eukaryota, Metazoa, Chordata, Actinopteri, Pleuronectiformes, Paralichthyidae. Gene Ontology annotation, biological process: response to nutrient levels; positive regulation of receptor signaling pathway via JAK-STAT.
AUGUCUGGAAACAUCAGAUCAGUGUCUGUCGUGUGGGUGCUGUUGCUCUGUCUGGUAUUCUGCAGGACACUGACCAGUACAGGCGCAGCACCCAUCUGCACCAAUGCCCAGGCUGGGUGCCAUGCACUCUCCUUGGCCAACCUGUUUGACCGGGUCAUCCAACACUCAGCCAGGAUGCACGGCAUUUCAAACGACCUUCACUCUGAAUUCGAGCAGUACUUCCUGCCCAGCAAGAAUCAGAUCGCCCGGGUCGGUCGCAACUGUCACACUUCGACCAUCCUCACCCCAAACGGCAAAGAGAACGCUCAGAGAAUGGCGAGAGAGCAGCUGACAGAGGUGAUUCUGAAGCUCCUGGUGGCGUGGAGAGAUCCCCUGUGGCAUUUCCACCAGAGCAUGGCUCACCACCAUGACUUCACCAACUUCAGCUCCAACAAAGCCCUGGAGAUGAGCGACAUGGUGCACGAGCUGCGCAAAGGUGUAGAGAAGGUGGCCAAGAAGAUGCAGAUGUUGGGCAUGAUGAGCGACUCCGUCAGCAGCCAGGCUUCUCCUGAGGUGCUGCUGCCGUCUGACAGCCCUGAAUGGCGCCUGAUGAAAGACUACGACCUCCUGUACUGCUUCCGCCGAGACUCCAACAAGGUCCAGAACUACUUGAAGAUCCUUAAGUGUCGAAUUGUUCCAGAGCACGGAUGCUAA